Molecule: messenger RNA, 540 nt
Organism: Closterium sp. NIES-67
Lineage: Eukaryota; Viridiplantae; Streptophyta; Zygnematophyceae; Desmidiales; Closteriaceae
Source: the annotation of a GenBank genome assembly
AUACCCAACAUGGCGGGGUUAACUGGACCUCUAACCGAACUACUGCAGAAGGGGGCUUCGAGGCAGCAAGCUGCGUUCGAGGCAUUAAAAACUCUUUUAAUGUCGCCAUCGGUACUUCGCAUCGCUGACCCGGAACGGCCUUUCGAAGUCAUCACCGACGCAAGUGACAUCGCCAUCGGAGCAGUGCUCAUGCAGGAUUUCGGCAAUGGGCUUCAACCAAUUGCAUACGAGUCUCGGAUAAUGCAAUCUGCUGAGCGCAACUACCCGGUACACGACAAGGAGAUGCUGGCGAUAGUCCACGCGUUCAAAAUCUGGAGGUGCUACCUGACUGGAGCAGACGUGACGGUGCGAACUGACCACAAAUCUCUACAGUAUCUGAGAGCGCUGCCGAAUCUCAACCCGCAGCAGAUACGCUGUCUGGACUACCUGGAGUCCAACUUCACAUACAAGAUCACGUACAAAAAAGGGGCCAACAAUAUUGCCGACACCCUCUCCAGACCAUCUGCCCAACUCACCUGAUUCGGACAAACUGCCCCGACC